AUGGAAGAUAGAGGAGGUUUUUCAAGGGGAUUUGGAAGAGGUCCAAGGGGACCUAGAGGAGCCAGAGGAAGGGGAAGAGGAAGAGGAAGAAGUUCAGCUGAAGAUGACUUGAAAAAUUGGGUGCCAGUAACGAAAUUAGGAAGAUUAGUGAAGGAAGGAAAAAUCGUAUCAAUUGAAGAAAUAUAUUUACAUUCCUUGCCAAUAAAAGAGUAUCAAAUUAUUGAUUACUUUUUUCAACCGAAUGAAUGUGCACACCCAUUGAAGGAUGACGUUGUAAAAAUUAUGCCUGUACAAAAACAAACACGUGCUGGACAAAGGACAAGAUUUAAGGCUUUUGUAGCUAUUGGUGAUGGAAAUGGUCAUUGUGGAUUAGGUGUAAAGUGUGCAAAGGAAGUCGCAACAGCUAUUAGAGGUGCAAUUAUUGCUGCAAAACUUUCUUUAAUACCAGUCAGACGAGGAUAUUGGGGAAAUAAAAUUGGUGAUCCACACACAGUACCUAUGAAAGUAUCAGGAAAAUGUGGAAGUGUUCGUAUUCGUUUAGUACCAGCACCCAGAGGUACACAAAUUGUUGGUGCACCAACAACAAAGAAAAUGUUAAAUUUUGCAGGAAUUAAAGAUUGCUUUUCGUCGUCUUGUGGAAAAACAAAAACGAGAGGAAACUUUUUAAGAGCAAUUUUCAACGCUUUAAGUAAAACAUACGGAUAUUUAACACCAGAUUUAUGGAAGGUAACAAACUUUGACAAAUCUCCAUAUGAAGAAUGGUCCGACUUCCUGGAAACUUAUCAAAAUGUAAAGGGAAUUAAAACAACCGUUUAG
This is a messenger RNA of Plasmodium malariae, 816 nucleotides long. RefSeq names its product 40S ribosomal protein S5, putative. Gene Ontology annotation, cellular component: cytosolic small ribosomal subunit; ribosome. Bases 1 to 816 code for a protein of 271 amino acids. The transcript is spliced from 4 exons. NCBI's taxonomy places the organism in Eukaryota, Apicomplexa, Aconoidasida, Haemosporida, Plasmodiidae. Gene Ontology annotation, molecular function: RNA binding; structural constituent of ribosome. Gene Ontology annotation, biological process: translation. The record is from RefSeq and is a predicted model, not a curated record.